CAAUGAACGCACAGCAGCAUCAUUUCCCUCCAACGAAAACAGAAAGUGAAAUGUGCCUCCAGAAUUUUUUCUAAUUUCUCAAAAUUUAAUUGAUCCUGGACACUGAAAUGUCAUCGCCAGCAGCGGCGAAGGGAAAGAGAAGCGCUGACGAGGCGCUGCUCGCAGACGAAGUGUCCUGUCCGAUCUGCUGCAGGGUUUUUACCGUGUCCGAAAUCGAGGAACACGCCGACAGGUGUGCCUUUCUCAAUUCACCGUCGCCUUCCAGCAGCUUUUCCCAGCCCCAGCAGCGGAUCAACAAAAGACCAAGUCCUGCUGCAGCGCAAGCAAAGGGUAGAACUUCUGCAGACUCGCAGGGGCCGAAGAAACAGAAGCUGUCAGGUGACCAGUUAUUUGAAAAUCCAGAUCAUGUGGAGCCGCAGAAUGGCACAGCUGAAAAACAACUACUGCAGACCACCACUUCUAAAAUGGACCGUUCAUUCUCAAAAGAAGCAGAGCCUGAAGUUAGUUUGAAUAAAUCAGCACCACUAGCAGAACAAGUUCGGCCGAAAGAACUGAGCACCUUUGUUGGACAGGAAAAGGUCAUGGGACAGCACAGCAUGUUGCGGUCACUUCUUCGAGAGGGUGAAAUCACUAGCAUGAUCUUAUGGGGUCCUCCUGGUUGCGGAAAAACAACCCUGGCGAAUAUUGUCUGCCAGUACUGCAAGCAGGGUCGGAUCUCUGCUCGGUUUGUGAAAAUGUCUGCUGUUGCUUCUGGGGUGAACGAUGUGAAAGAUGUGGUGAAGGCAGCCAAAAGUGAGAUGAACAUUUGCAGAAAGCGAACUGUCCUGUUCAUGGAUGAAAUCCAUCGCUUUAACAAGAUGCAGCAGGAUGUUUUUUUGCCACACGUCGAGUCUGGGUUGAUCAUCCUGAUUGGGGCGACUACGGAAAAUCCUUCUUUCAGUCUCAACAAUGCCCUACUCAGUAGAUGCCGCGUCAUCGUGCUUGAAAAGCUGUCCUCUGAAAAUGUGAGCACCAUCCUUAAAAAAGCCCUAAACUCUCUUGGUGCAAGCGUCAUUCCUGAAAACCAAAAUUUUAAGGAAAUUCAGAGGGCAAAACUGUCUAUCGAAGAAGAGGCUCUGAAGUUUCUGGCCGAGAUCUGUGAUGGAGAUGCAAGAAUCGCCCUCAAUUCACUUCAACUAGCCUUCCAGUCAAAAACUCAUGCAGAUGUCGAAGAAAACAUUCUCGUCACACUUACGGACAUUGAAGAAGGCAUUAAGAGGUCUCACAUGUUAUACGACAGAGGCGGAGAGGAGCACUACAACAUCAUCUCUGCAGUUCACAAGUCAAUUCGAGCCUCCGACCAAAAUGCAGCCGUGUACUGGACAACGAGGCUCAUCGUAAGUGAUGAAGACCCACGAUACUUGGCCAGGAGACUCGUCCGAGCCGCUGCUGAGGACAUUGGCAUGGCCGAUCCUGCGGCCCUACCACUAGCAGUUGCUGCAAUGCAAGGCUGUCAGCUGCUGGGAAUGCCAGAGGCAGACAUCCUCCUCACAGAGUGUGCAGUUUACUUGGCUAGGGCACCCAAAUCUCGUGAAAUGCAGAACUGCCUUGACAAAGCAAAGGAGUGCAUUGCCAAUCACAAGGGGCCCCAGCCUUCCGUUCCACUCCAUCUCAGAAAUGCACCUACGCGGCUAAUGAAGGAUUUGGGGUACGGCAAAGGGUACAGCAUGAUUCCUAGUGAAGUUCCAGAUUUAAAAUAUAUGCCCGAGGGGCUGGAGAAUGUUAAUUUUUUUUAGUCGCAAAGAUAAAAAAUUAUAUUAAAAGACAAAAGUGCCAUGUUUAAAAUAAGUCUAAUAAUUGUUUUGUUUAAAAGUUCUUAAAUUUCAAAAUAUUACAAGUGAUUUGAUCCAAUAAAAAUUUAUGUUACCUAUUAUGAUUUUUUUUU
Molecule: messenger RNA, 1924 nt
Organism: Neocloeon triangulifer
Lineage: Eukaryota; Metazoa; Arthropoda; Insecta; Ephemeroptera; Baetidae
Product: ATPase WRNIP1-like
Exons: 9
Coding region: 108-1775 (555 amino acids)
Biological process (GO): regulation of DNA repair; DNA-templated DNA replication
Cellular component (GO): nucleus
Molecular function (GO): single-stranded DNA helicase activity; ATP hydrolysis activity; enzyme activator activity
Source: RefSeq, a predicted model, not a curated record